Cajanus cajan (pigeon pea) is the source of this 1169-nucleotide messenger RNA. RefSeq lists its product as uncharacterized. Lineage: Eukaryota; Viridiplantae; Streptophyta; Magnoliopsida; Fabales; Fabaceae. The record is from RefSeq and is a predicted model, not a curated record.
GAUAGAUGAUCAUGUAUAAUCCUAAACCCGUAUUUGGGAGUUUGGCAAGGGUGACGUUAAUCAUCGUAGCAGUUAUUUUGAUGUAUCACUGGUUGUAUUCUUUCUCCAACGAAUUAGCCCUAAUAUCCAAGAAAGAAUCACUAUGCAAACAAUUAAAUUUUACCACCACCACCAAUAUUGAAGCACAUGGAGAUGCCCUUGAUCAUGCUUUGGCCAAAGCCUCAAUGGGAAACAAAACGGUGAUAAUUGCUAUAGUAAAUAAGGCAUAUGUAGAGCAAGAUGUAGAGAGUGAUACUACAAUGUUUGAUAUAUUUCUUGAUAGUUUUUGGCUUGGAGAGGGAACAAGGUCUCUCAUUGAUCAUCUUCUUAUAGUAGCGGUUGAUCGAACGGCCUAUGAUCGAUGCCAAUUUUUAAAGUUGAAUUGCUUCAGAUUAAAAACAGAUGGAGUUGAUUUUGAAGGUGAAAAAAUUUACAUGUCUCAAGACUUCAUCAAGAUGAUGUGGACAAGAACUCAUUUCCUCUUGGAAGUUCUAAAACGUGGCUACAACUUCAUUUUCACGGACACAGACAUAAUAUGGUUAAGAAAUCCAUUUAUAAGAUUGAGCAAGAAUAAGACAGAAGACCUUCAAAUCAGCACAGAUAUAUACCUUGGUGAUCCUUGGUCAAAAAAGAAUCCAAUUAACACUGGAUUUUACUUUGUGAGGUCCAACAACAAGACCAUUUCUCUAUUUGAAACAUGGUAUAGACAAAAGGAUAAUGUUGUGGGCAAAAAAGAGCAAGAUGUGCUUUUUGAUCUCAUUAAAAGUGGUAUAAUUGAGCAUUUGAGACUUAGAGUUAGGUUUUUAGACACUCUUUAUUUUAGUGGAUUUUGUCAAGAUAACAGGGAUUUUAGGUCAGUCACUACAAUUCAUGCCAAUUGUUGCAAAAGCAUUGCUGCAAAGGUAGCAGAUAUCAAGACAACACUCCAUGAUUGGAAGAGAUAUAAGAGAUUGGAAGCUAAUUCUUCUGUGAAUCUCCAAUGGACUAAGCAUAAUUGGUGUUGGCAAUCUUGGGGAAAGCCUAUAAAAACAAAUGAGAAAGUAUUAUAUAACUACUUGAAUGAGGUAAAAUGAUCCAUUAUUUUUAUAUGUAAUCUAAAUAGGCUGUUAUUUUAAUUUAGAAAAAGUAGG